AGAUAUAACCUCGACGAAGAAGUGGUACUACAACCAGUUGUCCGUCUAUACAACCAGAUAUCUGUCAUAGGCUCUGACUACUACCAAUCAUUGGUGUUUUUUCAUAGCCAAUGGCAUCUCUUGUUAUUAUGAGUCUGGCGGAAGUAGGAACUUGGACGUUGUCCUUGGAACCAUGCAGCUAGGUGCAGCGCCACUGUUGAAUUGAUGUGAACCAGACUGCCAGGAGAAGAUGCCACUCCACAAAUACCCACCCCGUAUCUGGGAAGCCCUAAAGCUGAAGAAGGGCAUCUAUGCUCGACUCCCACAACACUACCUAAAAAGUUUGGACGAUAAAACGCCUCCCACACCUGUGCAUUGGAAAGCACUUGGAGUGAAGUAUCGUUCCAACCCAAAAACUGGUUAUAAAGAGCGGGUGCAGGAUGUGCCCAUCCCCGUUUUCUACCCACGAGAGUCCCAGCAGGGUCUUUGGGCAGGGGAGGGUUGGAUACAGGGCUACAAAUAUUCAAACGAUGACAAGCUGUCUACACGAUUCAAGAAAACUUGGAAGCCUCAGCUCUUUAAGAGGGAGUUUUACAGCGAGAUCCUGGACCAAAAGUUCAAUAUCACAGUCACGGCUCGCACCUUAGAUCUCAUCGAUGCUGCUUAUGGCUUUGAUUUUUACAUCCUGAAGACACCCAAACAAGAUCUAAACUCCAAACUUGGAAUGGACCUCAAGCGGGCAAUGCUCCUCAAAUUGGCACGGAAGGACUUCCAUCUGGAGGAUUCAGAUCGUCGAGAAAAAGUUAACAAGAAUUACAAGCAGCAGUUUGAAAUCCCUGAGAAGGAGGCUGAGUGGGUCGGGCUGAGUCUGGAGGAAGCAGUGGAAAAACAGAGGAUCUUGGAGCUCAAGGAGCCUGAACCUGUGUUCAAGGAAUGUUUGGACAGCCUGGUGAAGGAGCUGGCCAUUCAGAAGCUUUCUGAACCAAAGAUUGUGGAGAGGACGUAAAGAGUCUGCCAUUUUACUGGCUGCUAGUGCAUAACAGUUCGAUUUAUGUAACAUAUACCUAUGUACAUCAUCAAAAUGAACUGGCAUUGACAACAACUGCAACUUAUCAUGUAAAUAUUUAACUAUUUUCUGAAGUAAAUUAAUUGUAAGAUGUAAUCAUUUGUACAUUUGUGCCAUUUUUAUGUUUUGGGAUUGAUUGAUUUAACAUGAGAAACAAGUUGAAGACACCCUU
Clupea harengus (Atlantic herring) is the source of this 1217-nucleotide messenger RNA. It is a transcript of the gene mrpl28, whose product is annotated as mitochondrial ribosomal protein L28. Gene Ontology annotation, molecular function: structural constituent of ribosome. Lineage: Eukaryota; Metazoa; Chordata; Actinopteri; Clupeiformes; Clupeidae. Gene Ontology annotation, cellular component: mitochondrial large ribosomal subunit. The record is from RefSeq and is a predicted model, not a curated record.